UACAACAUUCCUGUGAGCCUGUCAUUAGUAGACAGAGCUGACUGACAGGUCGGGAGGAAACACUGGGGACAGUGGAUUUUGAUACAGACUGAAAACAUGGCUCUAUAUAACAGAAUACUGUGGCCUGCCUGGCCCAUGAUAAUCUUUCUGUGGAUCUGGGAAGCUGGCUGUCACACACAGUACCCGGCAGAAGAGGUGGAGAUUUUCAAUUCUGAAAAACUGGACAGACUGGGAUGGACCUCUGACCCUAACACAGAGUGGACUGAAAUUUGGUUGAGAGUUGGUACACAGAAUCCAGUUCAUUUGCUCCAAGCCUGUGGAAGAAAAGUAGCAAGAACUCUUUUAAGCCAGUGGAUGGGGCGUAAACAGGCCCACUAUCUGCUGAUGGAUAUUGUAUUUGCCCAAGAAGAGGAGCCACCUGGUCAGCUCAGCUCACUGCGAGUUCACCUUUUUGACACAGACACACCCAUCACAACAUUUCAGAACAGCUGGACAGUUCUGGAACUGCAGACCUCUAAGCUCUUUCCUGCCACAGUCACUCCGAGCCAAAUAUCCAGCUACCUAAACCGCAGCCUGGCUCUGAGCCUGGGCUCAGUCAGCCGCAGAGGCUUCCAACUCGCCUUCUCCUACACAGGAACGUGUGUGUUCAUAACCUCCAUCAGACUGUACUACAGGAGGUGCCCUGACAUCAUGGCUCACUUGGCCUCAUUUGGAAAGACAGGGGCCGGGUCUGGGCCCCUGACAGGUUCCUGUGUGAAGGGAGCUGUGGAGGUUUCUCCCCUGGUUAGAGAGUGCACUGUGGAUGGAGUGUGGGGGCCACUGCAGGGGGAAUGUACCUGUGGACCUGGUUAUCAACUCAUGGAUGACACCUGUCAAGCAUGUAGGAUGGGUUACUACAGACCAGCUAAUGACAGUGCAGGAUGCCGACUGUGCCCAGCCAAUACCAGGACACACAGGGAGGGAUCAGAGAGGUGUGACUGCCUGCAGGGUUUCAGCCGCCUGCCAACCGACUCUCAUGACCUCAGCUGCACCAAACCACCCUCUGCUCCUGUGAAUCUAACAGCCCUUCAUCAUAAUGACUCAGUACUGACAGUAACAUGGGAUCCUCCUCUUGACUGGGGAGGCAGUCAGGAAAUGAUAUAUAGUGUUAAGUGUGAAAAGAAAGCAGUAGCUGGCAGUCCAUGGGAGGCAUGUGGCGACAAUGUGAAUUUCCUACCAGACUCAUCAGGACUAAACAGCACACUGGUCAGCAUCACAGGACUGAACCCACUGCAUGACUACAAACUAUCAGUGCAGGCCUGGAAUGAUGUAUCCAGCCUGCAGGGGGCACCACUUGCUUCCACUGCCACUGUUACCAUUCACAGAUGGAAAGUUCCACCUGUGGUGAUCACUGUGAGCCCAGACUUAAACAUCUCACAGCAUGAAACAAUACCAGCUCCUCAGCAGCAGAGACGUUUCUACAUAUGGUUGACAGUUGGUGUUUUAUUUGGUAGCCUGCUGCUCAUGGCUGUAAUCCCCAUAGCUGUGUGCAUCCUGUGCCAAAACUACACUAAACGCAGGUCUGACCAAGAAGUAGAGCUUUUGCCAGUGAGUACAGAAUUUUCCUACCGACGUCCACAGGUUGCAGAAGCUUCACCCCAGCAGGAAAACAUGUCUGAGGGGGUGGCACAUUUGUUGGAUGGCCUAAGUGGCAGGCUGCUGGACAGUCUGAAGGAGGUCCUGGUAGAGAGAGACAAACUGACCCUGGGCAAGGAGCUUGGCAAAGGAGAGUUCGGCUCAGUCUAUGAAGGGAUUUUUACAUCAGUGGAAGGCAUGGACAUCAAGGUGGCUGUGAAGACCAUGAGAGUUGGAAUCCAUAGCCAAGAAGACUUACAUGAGUUUUUGAGAGAGGCAGAGAUCAUGAAGAACUUUGAUCAUGAAAAUGUGGUCAGACUGCUUGGGGUCACUUUACAGAGAGAACAGGACUCUCGUCUGCCUGUUCCUAUGGUCAUCUUGCCCUAUAUGAAACAUGGAGACCUGCGCCGCUUCCUCAUUGCUACACGCUAUGGUGAUAUUCCUAUGUUUGUGCCCCAUCAGAGUCUCCUGUGCUUCAUGAUUGACAUUGCAGCAGGGAUGAACUAUCUGAGCUCACAAGGCUUUCUGCACAGGGACUUGGCUGCGCGCAACUGCAUGCUGGGUGAUGACCUUAGAGUGUCUGUGGCUGACUUCGGUUUGUCCAAGAAAAUCUACAGUAGUAAUUAUUAUCGUCAGAAACUAGCUAUCCGUGUGCCAAUCAAGUGGCUGGCUGUGGAGAGUCUGUCUGAGUCUGUGUACACUACCAAAAGUGAUGUGUGGUCAUUUGGGGUGACCAUGUGGGAGAUUGUGUCCCGGGGGAGGACUCCUUAUCCUGGAGUGCAUAACCAUGAGCUGCUGGACCUGCUGCUGUCUGGGCAUAGGCUCACACCACCUGAAGAGUGUGACCAGAAACUUUAUAAGGUCAUGCAGAGCUGCUGGGAUAAGGAGCCGAACCGGAGGCCUGGUUUCGGGGAACUAGGUGAGACACUGAAAGGUCUUCUGUCAGAGCUGCCGGUACUGGAGGCCAGCCUGGAGGCCAGCUACAUCAACCAGGGCCUGGAGGCUGUUUCUUCUGUGGCUGCUUCUCUGGAGCCACAGACGGACUCUGGGAGACGAUGGGAAAAUGUCUAUCUGCCUGCUCCUGUGGCUGCUGCUGCAGCCAGAGAUGAAUAUGUGGAAGAAGAGAAUGGCUACCUUAAGUCAACAGUUUAGACAAAUGAUAAUCACUAAACUAAUUUUUGCCAGAAAGCUUAAUUCUUUAUUAAAGUGGACUUCCCAUGAACUGUGCACAUGAAAGAGAUAGAGAUGUUGUGUGUGUGCACUCCCAGGGGUGGCACAGGUUCCCACUGGAAUCUGACUGACCACCAUGUGUGUCUCCAUGCUAAUCUGAAAGUUGAGUGACACAGAUUUGAACAAUUUUGUUUAUUUUGUAUCUGUAUCGUGUAUCUUUUACUUGGAAGUAUCUGUUACUACAAAAGUAAGUCCUUUUCUGUCAGGAAAAACACAAACAUAACACAUAUUGAUGAAGCUUAAAAUAUCCAUACUUCUGUUAAGUCAGAAUUAUAAGAUACUGAAUCAAAUCUGAGAUUUUAUGUCAAAAUUAUGAGGUACGAGGGCUGGACAAAAGAAAGUUUUCUGAUAAAUUGCUAUUUUAUUUAAAUGAUCCAAUUAUCGAAGCUUAAAUUCUAAGAUCCAUCCAUGGUUCUGUGCAUCUGUUAAAAAGUAAAUGAUAAAGUAAAUGAUAGCUUCUAUAUGACCCACCUGGAGCCUAGCCCAGCUGACGUUGGCCGAGAGGCAGGGUACACUCUUUCCAUUGCAGGGCCAAAACAUAUAGACAAACCAUCUACAUUCAAAUUAUGAGUAGUCAAAAUGCAAUUUUCAAUGUCAAACGUAUGAGAAACGUAUUUUUGAAAUAACUCUAAACUGUUAGUAUCUCAUCAUUUUUGACUGAAUAAUUCAAACUUUUGACUUGCUAUCUUUCUAAUCACAAAUUUGUAGUUGAUAGUUAUGUUGACCCAUAUUGACCUACCAGUACUUUUUGUUAUUCUUUCCACCAGUUUUUUUCUGGUGGAAAUGGACUUUCAAACCUGUGCAUAGAAAUGUAAUUGCAUUCUUGAGACUGUAAAUAUGACUUAUAGUUUCCAUGUAAUAUUAAGAAAUAAUAAAAAAAAAAAGUUACAUUUUAUUAAAUAAAUAACAUAUAAAAUUA
Lates calcarifer (barramundi perch) is the source of this 3763-nucleotide messenger RNA. RefSeq names its product tyrosine-protein kinase receptor TYRO3. Gene Ontology annotation, cellular component: signaling receptor complex; plasma membrane. Gene Ontology annotation, biological process: cell surface receptor protein tyrosine kinase signaling pathway; phagocytosis; nervous system development. Gene Ontology annotation, molecular function: protein binding; ephrin receptor activity; ATP binding. The transcript has 15 exons. NCBI's taxonomy places the organism in Eukaryota, Metazoa, Chordata, Actinopteri, Centropomidae. Bases 97 to 2766 code for a protein of 889 amino acids. The record is from RefSeq and is a predicted model, not a curated record.